Messenger RNA from Coregonus clupeaformis (lake whitefish), 2667 nucleotides. Its product is annotated as phosphatidylinositol 3-kinase regulatory subunit gamma-like. The record is from RefSeq and is a predicted model, not a curated record. Gene Ontology annotation, cellular component: phosphatidylinositol 3-kinase complex. NCBI's taxonomy places the organism in Eukaryota, Metazoa, Chordata, Actinopteri, Salmoniformes, Salmonidae. Bases 319 to 1752 code for a protein of 477 amino acids. Gene Ontology annotation, biological process: insulin receptor signaling pathway; phosphatidylinositol phosphate biosynthetic process. Gene Ontology annotation, molecular function: 1-phosphatidylinositol-3-kinase regulator activity. The transcript is spliced from 7 exons.
GAAGUUUGGAGCUGCGCCGAACGACCAAACUGAGAGACGUGGCUGGAAAUGACUCUUUUUUUUGCAGAACACUUUCUGUGAUUAAAUGUAUUAAACCAAUUACGAGUGUGGCGCAAAUGAUAUUCCCUGAAGUUGGACUAAUGGUCAAUCCUGCUACUGGCUGUCUAAUCUGAAAUUGGGCGCAUAUGUUCCUAAAACGACUCGUCAUUUGAGAUCCUUUCACUCUGGUGCAAGUAAAAGUCGCAUUUCUCACGCAUCGCAAGACAGGGGAAGAUACCCCACAACAAGACGAUUUGCAAUAUAAACGUUUGGAACGGGAUGUUUUAUCCCACUGAAGUCAUAUUCUACAUCGAAAUGGAUCAGGCACCUCCAGCUCUCCCUCCCAGGUCAGCCAAACCCAUUACCUCCUCCAUGAACGAAGCCCCAGUAUAUCCCCUGCAGGAUGCUGAGUGGUACUGGGGAGACAUUUCCAGGGAGGAAGUCAACGAGAAGCUCCGUGACACACCUGACGGUUCCUUCCUGGUUCGUGACGCUUCCACUAAGACACAGGGAGACUUCACGCUAACGCUGAGGAAAGACGGCCACAGCAAGCUGAUUAAGAUCUACCACCGUGAGGGGAAGUACGGCUUUUCAGAGCCCCUGACCUUCAGCUCCGUAGUGGAGCUCAUCUGGCACUACCAGCACCAUCCUCUGGUGGAAUACAAUGCUGUGCUGGACGUCAUGCUCACACACCCUGUGUCCCGCUUCAAACAGGAUGAGCAGGUGAAAGAGGACAGUGUUGACGUGGCCGGGAGGAAGCUACAGGAGUACCACAGUCAGUACCAGGAGAAAAGUCAACAGUUUGACUGUCUGUACGAGGCCUACACUAAAACCUCACAGGACAUCCAGAUGAAGAGAACUGCGAUAGAAGCCUUUAACGAGACCAUGCUGAUCUUCGAGGAGCAGUGUCGCGAGCAGGAGCGUUAUGGGGAGGAGUGUGAGAGGAGCAUUCAAUCUGAGGGAACAGAGAAGGACUUGGAGAGAUUCCUGAUGAACUAUGAGAAGCUAAAGUCUCGGCUGGGGGAGAUCUAUGACAGUAAGGUCCAUCUGGAGCAGGACCUGAGGACCCAGGUCCAGGACUACAGAGAGACAGACAGGAGGAUCAACAGCCUCAGGCCUGACCUCAUAGAGCUACGCAACAUCAGAGACGAGUACCUCAAUUGGCUGAAUCACGAAGGUGUGCAACAGAAACGCAUUAACGAUUGGCUGGGGUUCCAAGAUGAUAGCAGUGACAACACCUACGUGUUGAAGGGCGAGAGUGAGAGACUGGCGCACCAUGACAAGGGGAGCUGGUUCGUGGGCGAGCUGAGCAGGACGCAGGCUGAGGAGAUGCUGAUGGACAAACCCACCGGAACCUUCCUGAUCCGCGAGAGCAGCAAGCAGGGUUGCUACGCCUGCUCCGUAGUUGUUAAUGUAGAAGUGAAGCAUUGUAUGAUUUAUAGCACGCCACGUGGCUACGGCUUCGCUGAGCCCUACGACCUCCACUGCUCUCUGAAGGAGCUCGUGCUGCACUACCGCCUCAACUCCCUGGCACAGCACAACCAGGCCCUGGACGUCCGGCUGGAGCACCCCGUCCACGUCACUCCUGUCUCGUCAGCCUUGCCACACUCAGCCACAGAGGACUGCCUGCUACUACAGACAGAGGAACAUCACCUUCUACAGACUCCUACUAAACUACCCGCUGGACUCCCUGCAGCCGCUCCGGAGAUGUAGAUUAGACGGCUGUGGGACAUGUUUGCGUACUGUAGCUAUCCUACGAGGACUACUUGAGAGCGGAUGUGCUUGCGUACUGUAGCAACUUGAGGGCGGACGUGUUUGCGUACUGAAGCAACUUGAGGGCGGACGUGUUUGCGUACUGAAGCUAUCCUACGAGGACAACCUGAGGGCGUUCUUUUCUCGAAGAAAAGUGAAAUUUGCACUAGGAUGAUUCCAACGGAUUGGUGAAUGUAAUUUCACUUGAUUGGAACUUUGACCGGAACUUGAAUGUCAGCUAGGACUUUGUUUUUUUAUAAGAUUCUGUUUGCUAUUUGUUUUUUUUGUACACAUUUUUCACCUUUUCUUUCAUGGGGUUUUAUUUGUUUUAGUGGACCUGGUCAUCCAGGAGAUUACUGACUACAUAUACUAACAAUAUGUUUGUAUUUGUCAGGUGCUGUUUUUUAUUUGGACUUCUAGGGUCCCAUUUUGACAACACAAAGAACUGGUGCUAAUGUAAAAUGAGACUGUAAUACACCCAAUACCUUGGAAUUUAGAAUUUAUUUCAAAACAUGUUAAUUGAUGUGAUGUCCAUGCACGGAAGAUCAUUAAAGUUGGUUUAGAAUAUAAUGGUGCAGAAAAACAAGAUGGCUGACUCAAAGGCAUAGCUAGCUGUGGUAUACAUACCAAACAUGUUCUGGGUAUUUCAGUACAUAGUCAUGCAAGUAUGGGAACUGAUGUGGCGCAUCCUGAUAAUAGCGCUGCUUUUUUUAAAUUGUCAAAAUAUAACACAGUUACCAGUUGAUAUGUACUGUAUGUAGCAUAAACCAUUUUCUGGAUAUCCUUAGAACGACAUUUUCCAUAUUGUACCCAAUAACCAAAGCACUUGUUAGUGAGAAAAUAUAUAUCCCGACUAGAAAAUUACAUUUAUGGUGA